CCUUAAAGCAAAUGAAGCAACCCUACCUAGAACUCCACAGCUAGGGACGGGGGGAGGGGGGAAGGGGAGGAGAUUAAUUUGGAAGAGAGAUGUUCUCACUUUGCCUUGAGGUCAGAGCCUAGGCUUUUCCUCCCUCCCAUACCCUACACUCCCCACUAAGCAGACCUUCUCCCCCUCCUAAGAUCCAAUCCAUCCCACCGCCCCCUGGCGUCCAGCUGGAGCGGUACAGCAUGCGGCAAAGCUCUUUGCAUAAAUUAUGUUCAUGACGCAGCAGCAAAAAAAAUUCCCAAGUAGCAGGAGGGAAAAAAGACGAGGGGAAAAACGGGGGGAAGGGGGAGAGAGAAAGGUUUUUAAAAAAAAGAAAAGAAAAAUUUUUAUCCGACUGUCCCCCUUCUUUCCCUCGCUGCUCCCCAGCCGCGCCCCUCUUGCCCCCCCCCCGCCCUUGACAGCCCUCGGAGUUCCCCCACUUUCACUUGCCCUCCCACUCCCACCCAGCGCUGGCCGGGGGUCUCGGGACGCGCGGACUGACUGCGGGUCCGGGCCGGCUCCGCGGCCGAGCCUAGCCCAGGAGAGCCCGAUCGCGCUGGCUCCUUUGUCUGCAGGCAGCCCCGGCCCCCGGGCCCCCGGGCCCCGAGGCCCGGACUGUGAGAUGAAUCCCUAAUAGGGGGGCGCCGAGCAUCGGGGGCGAGGCAGCGGCGGCUCCGGCUCCGAUGGAAUCCUGAACCUGGGAUGAGACUAAGGAUGUACCACAUUGGUCUUUGCCAUGAACCAUUGAACUGGAGUAUUUUUUAAACUGUAGAGCAGAAGCCUCUUUCACUCUAAAGAAAGACUUUUUUAAAAGUCUCAAGCUGUAGAGAUGAGGAACUUAUUACCAAGGAUGUUCUGCUUAGUGAGCUUGCCCCACCACCAUACCCACUCCAAGUGACCAUGGAUCCUGGAGCAGGGACUGACACAUCUCUGACUGUCAAUGAACAGGUCAUCGUGAUGUCUGGUCAUGAGACAAUCCGAGUACUGGAAGUUGGAGUGGAUGCCCAGCUCCCAACUGAAGAAGAAGGCAAAGUCCUGGAGAGUCUGGCGGCUGACACCUCCCAGAGUGGUGUCCCCACCGAGGCAGACAAGUCCACCCAAGAAACAGGGCCAGAAAAUCCAAAUCCUUCUGCAGAGGCAACUGUGAAAUCACUGACUGGGAUCACACCUAGCCCUGUGCCCACUGCUGCCACCUUUAACCAAGUACCUAGUCAGCCUCCAGCACCACAGACCCUGACACCAUUAGCUGUACAAGCCACUUCCCAGGUCUUGACUCAGGAAAACUUAGCAACAGUUCUGACAGGAGUAAUGGUUCCAGCAGGAGCUGUUACUCAACCUCUUCUUAUCCCCAUCAGUAUUGCAGGUCAAGUGGCUGGUCAGCAGGGGCUGGCCGUGUGGACAAUUCCUACAGCAACCGUGGCUGCCCUCCCAGGACUGACCGCUGCUUCUCCCACGGGGGGGAUUUUCAAACCACCUUUAGCUGGUUUGCAAGCGGCUGCUGUCCUGAACACCGCUCUACCAGCUCCUGUGCAGUCUGCACCACCCCUGCAGGUUUCCCCGCCUGUCCAGUCCCGGCCUUCUGCUGCCCAGUCCCAGGCGCUGUUCCAGCCCCAGACACUGCUGCAGACCCCACCUGCCAUCCUGCCACAGCCUGCUGCCACCCCUACCCCCAAGCCAGCAGACACUCCUACGCAGAUCACAGUCCAGCCUGCAGGCUUCACAUUUAACCCAGGAAUCAUCAGUGCUGCCUCCCUUGGGGGACAGACCCAGAUUUUGGGCUCAUUGACCACCACCCCCGUGAUCGCCAAUGCCAUUCCCAGUGUGCCUGGGAUCACGAGUCAGAUCUUGACCAACGCACAAGGGCAGGUCAUUGGAACUCUUCCAUGGGUGGUAAACUCAGCCAGCAUAGCAGCCCCAGCUCCAGCACAGAAUCUGCAGGUCCAAGCUGUGACCCCUCAGCUACUACUGAAUGCCCAGGGCCAAGUGAUUGCUACACUGGCCAGUAGCUCUCUUCCCUCUGCAGCUGUCCGGAAACCCAGUACCCCAGAGUCACCUGCCAAGAGUGAGGUGCAACCCAUCCAGCCCACACCAGCCAUGUCCCAGCCAGCUGUGGUCAUCACCAGCUCAGCCCCAGUGACCAAACCUUCUGCUUCUGCUCCUAUCCCUAUUACCUGUUCAGAGACUCCUACUGUCAGUCAGCUGGUGUCUAAGCCCCAAGCCCCAAGUCUGGAUGAAGAUGGGAUAAACUUAGAAGAGAUCCGGGAGUUUGCUAAGAACUUUAAGAUCCGGCGGCUCUCCCUGGGCCUCACCCAGACUCAGGUGGGCCAGGCUUUGACUGCCACAGAAGGACCUGCCUAUAGCCAAUCAGCAAUAUGCCGGUUUGAGAAGUUAGACAUCACUCCUAAGAGUGCCCAAAAGCUGAAACCUGUGCUGGAGAAGUGGCUGAACGAGGCAGAGCUUCGAAAUCAGGAGGGCCAGCAGAACCUGAUGGAGUUUGUAGGUGGAGAGCCCUCCAAGAAACGGAAACGACGCACGUCUUUCACCCCGCAGGCCAUUGAGGCCCUUAAUUCUUACUUCGAAAAAAAUCCCCUACCCACCGGUCAGGAAAUCACGGAGAUUGCUAAGGAGCUCAACUAUGACCGAGAAGUUGUGAGGGUCUGGUUCUGCAAUCGUCGCCAGACACUUAAGAACACCAGCAAGCUGAAUGUCUUUCAGAUUCCCUAGGGGCUCCGUGGAGAGGACCAACCCCCUCCCCCAAUGGCCUGCGUUUUAGCACUUUGUAUUCCUCCUCUGUCACCCAGCUGGCAACUGCCACUCCCCUACUGCAGUCAGCCCUUCAUUUGGUAUAACUGCAUUAAUCUUGGGUCAUGUUACCCAUCAGGGGUCUGCUUGCAUGUCCCAUGCCCAGCUCCUCCCUCCACCUGUGCCCCACGGCAGGGAGAGGGAAGAGAGGCAGUUCUGAGAGCCUCAGGUUCUUGGUGGAGGAGCCAAGCCAGAGGAGCUAAUGAUCUCUGGAGAAAAGCACUUUGCAAAAGUGGUUUUAUGGGGGGAAUCCUAAUUGGGAACCUAAAUGCCUACUCCUAUAAGGGGUUAGCAAGUCCGAAGGGACACUAACCAUUACAUUCUUGUUUUCUAUAACAUUCUCUGUCCAACUCCCACUUCUCUGUGGUUGUGUACAGAGGAGGCACAGCCUCAUUCAUUUUCCUGACCUUGUCAGGUACCCUGUCCCUUUUCAAGGACCCACAAGGGCAGAAAUAAAUGAAGUUUGGGGUGCUAUUCAGAAUACAUGCCCCUGAAUGCUGAGCUCCUUUGUCACAUGUCUGCUACCACUCCUUUAUCCUUUCCAUUCCUGUCCUUGUUCCUUUGGAAACAAAUUGCACUAAUGCAGAUUCCUUCAUUCCAUGGUUCUAAUGGGAGGAAAAAAUCGUGAUUGCUAGACCCCUAGCCAUCAAUGCCUUCAGUGGAAGAGAGAUCCUAGGUCAUUCUAGGGACCAGCCAACCUCCCAGACUUGUAUAUAAUGUCAGCUUUCCCUUAUUCCUUCCAGCCCCAACAUCUAAGAAGAGAAUUAUGCUUAGGAGGGGUGUAUUCCAAAAAACCCCACUGCCCAAGCAGUAAACUUUGGAGAAAAAUGAGAAAAAGAAUGUUGUCUGUCUUCCCCCCUGUUAAGCACAGCACUGGGACCUCCCCAAAAGAGCAAAUUAAAUUAAAAAGAAAAAAAAAAAAAAAAAACAGACAACCAGGCCUGCCUCAGGAAAAGGAACAAAACUCAGCAAGAGCUGAUACUUCUCCUGACAUUAUUCCCUCUUUCUGUCCCUUCCCACCAAAAGAUUGAACUUUUAACUUUCUCAGUUAACUUCUUGGCUUAGACCCUAGAGAUGAGAUUCACUUUGUUCAGAGGCUCAGCCCAAGUCUGUACAUGUAAGUUCACCUUGUUAUACUCCUGAAUCAUUUCAUAUAUGCUUAAGAAACAAAACACUGGCCUGUUUCCUUCUCCAAAAUAUUACUCAGUUGUUUUUUUUUUUUUUUUUUUUAACUAUUAUAGCAUAGAUUCAGCUGUGUGAUUUCAAAAGGUCAGACAGGACUUGUUUCCUUAGAUAAACCUGAUUUUGUUUACACAACUUGCCACUCUGUCCAUCUCCUGAUCUCACUGAGUUAGAUCCCUAACAAUGAAAGAGUAACACUGUAGCGUUAGCCCACUCCCAAGUCACUACAAGCUCUUCCCAUGGUUAGAACAGACUCCUAUCUCUCAAAAGGAGAUUGUCCAUUGCCCAGCUUACCCAAAACUUGGCAUACAUGGAGAGCCAGUUUGGCAAACACGUCAUGCCUUGAUCUUGUUGCUUUCGUUGCAGUUAUAAAAUCCUCUUCGUGCCCCAGAUUCCACUGGCACGCUCUACAUUUUCUCCCUUAUUUCUAACUCCCAGAACUGAGCUCCUCCCAACUAAGACCUCCCAACCCCAUGCACUGUCAACAGUUUUUAAUAGCUCUGUAUCCCUGCCAGUGAUCAAAGAAUAGGCAUGUUCAGGGUUAUUCUUCCUCAUUCAGACCAAAUCAUUGGAAAAAUCACAUUGAAAAAGAAAAGCGUGAUGGUGGUGAGGAGAGACGAGGAUUCCCCUUCACAUUACUUAAAGAAAAAUAUGAAUAUAAGGGAUGGAGAGAGGGGUCAUAGAGAAUUAUGAAUCAACAUCAAAGAGAACAUAGGAAGGCAUCUAGGGAUUCACCUAGAUGAGAUUUCAAUUUAUGUUUCAUUUUAGUCUACAUAAGCACUUUCAGAAUUAGGUUAGAUCCUAAACACUCUCACUGGUGACCAGGACUCAUAUAAAUGAUGCUUAAUAUCUGUGAAUUGCCUUGAACCCCAGCGACCUAGGUGAGACAUAGUCUGACUAGCUUUCAUGAUUGGGAAAUGUGAUGUCACUAAUAGUGGAAUAAAUCUUAUCUUCUAUUACUCCCCUGGAAAAAUAAACAGACAACCCCACAGACCAAUGGGAAAAUAAUUGCUAACAUUCAUAUAGCACUUUAAUAUUUGCAAAGUGCUCAUUAUCUGUUAUCAUCAAAUGAUCAUUUGAUCAUUACAAAAUGCCUCACUGCUCUUUGAGGUAACUCUGUUAGUGGGAGUUACAGGUCUCCUUGAAUUGUCUGAUUGAUUGAUUGUCUCCUUGAGAUCUUUUUCACUGUCAGACACUGAGAGCAAUUGGAUUGAAUUUUGGGAGCCUUUCUCUCCACUUGGAGAGUGACUUCUAAGUGCAUCAUGGGGGAGGGAAGAGGAAGAGAAAUGACUGACUUUCUCUUUUUUCUCUCUUCUUUAAGAAGAAAGCCUAACUAGCUUUAAGGAGCUGAUCUUUGGCAGCCCUAUGCUGGGCACAAGAAUGUGAUAUUCCAUUUCAGAAAAGAACAGAAUAUUGAUUCUCAAAAUAGUUGCUUAACAGUGAUUUCUUGGUCAUAAGCUUGAGUGACAUGCAAAACAAAUAGGAUCUAGAUAGACAAGACAACACAACCAGGACUAAGUGUAGAAGGCUGUAUCAUUCCUUUAGAUCAUCUUUGCCAAAUUCAUUUCUUUCUCUCCUUAUCUGUCUGUUAUGGGGCAAGGUCAGACCCUAUGGAGUCAAGUGGCCAUUUUUUUUUCUUUUUGUGGGAUGGGAAGAGAAACAUUUGAUGUAGUUGUGUGAAAUAAACAGUAUUUUUUCUUUUUGUAUCAAUCUAGUUGCUUUUUAUUCACUUAGUGGAAUAAAUUUCUAGGGAAAUCAGUAUCUGAGUCCAAACUUCUUCAGAACAGUAGUAGUAAAUAAGAUCUUUACUUGCCUUUGGGAUUUUCCUUAGUAGAAAAAAUGGAGAGCUGAGACUUAAUGGAUAAACAGAACCUCAUUUCUUGAUUGUAUAUCUGUUAGGAAUUUGAAAUCUUUAUGUUACUUUUCUGGUAACAUCUACUUAGCCUUUGCUGGUAUGAAGUGAGCUUCACCAUUCCCUUUUCUCCCCCCCAACCAUAGCCUCCCCAAAAUGAUCAGAUAACUCUGAGAAAAAGCCCUUAAAUUCCUUUCAAGGUCUUGAGAUCAAAAGAAUCCUAGAAAUUUUGCUCAUUACAAAUUAUUGAUAUAUUAUUUUUACAUCACCUAGAUUUCCCAAUAUUUUCAAGAGAGAAAAGCAAUUUAACAAAACUAAUCAACUUAUCAAAAUAAGCAGUGCCGCCCUCUCAAAGUCCCUAAUCACUGCAAAGAAUCAGAGGAGGUACAUUCUGAUAUCUCUUCUUUGGGAGCAAAUUUGGAUAUAAUAAUUUCACAGCAUUCAAUUUUGAUUGUUUUGUUAUUAUUUCCAUUUAUUGUAGUGAUUGAGAAUAUUGUUUUCCUGGUUCUACUAACUUUCCUUUGCAUCAGUUCAUGUAAGUCUUCCCAUAUGUCUCUGUAUUCAGCCUAUUCAUGUUUUAUUAUAUUCAUGUACCACAGCUUGUCUAGCCAUUCCCUAAUCAGUGAGCAUCUAUUUCAUUUCUAGUUUAAGAUAGGAAGAUGAUACAGUGGAUAAAGUGCUAGACCUGGAAUAAGGAAGAUUUAAAUUCUACCUGAGUUAUCUCAUUUACAAAAUAGGGAUAAUAAUAAUAAUACCUGUCUCCCAUAUGUUAUGAAAAUAAAAUGAGAUAAUAUAUAUAAUGCACUUUGUAACCCUCAAAAUACUAUAUGAAUGCUUACUAUUAUUAUUCUUUGCUACUACAAAAAGAGCUGCUACAAAUAUUUUGGUAUAUAUGGGGAGAAUCAUUUAGUCUUAAAAUUGGAAGCAACUUAAUAAAUCAUCAUUUCCAAUUUUCUCUCCAGCAUCCUGACAGGAGCUGUACAUUGACCUGAUAUUGUGUGGGUAAAUGUCUAGUGGGAUGAUAAGGCAUUUAUAUAAUGAAUGCCACAUAGGGGCCAAAACAAUUUCCUCACCCUUUUAGUUAUCUUCAUUUGGAAGGUGAAGAAACUGAGGCUUAGAGGCAGAGAAAGACUUGUUCACAUAACUAUUUCAUGAUGGCAUUUUGACUGAUAUUCUGUCUACUAUACCACAAUGCCUUCAUACUAGAUCAUCUAUAGCAUAGGUCAGUUCACCCCACCAAAAUCAGAGCUUCUUCCAGUCUGUAUGAUUCUUACUUCCACCAAACCCUCUUGACCCCUAUCUCUCUAUCAACUGAAUAACAAAAGAUGGGCUCUUAACUUCAUGCUACUGAGAGAAUAAGUGUAGAAGACCCCCACUUAGUUGUGCACUGAUACAAUGGAGUAAUAAAAUAUGCAGAAAAGUAAUCUAAGUUCUAAAUGACCCAGAGAAGAAAGACAUAGAUGAGCAGCUCCUAUAAGUGAAGAGGGACAAAGCUACUUUUUCUAGCCGAUUAGCCUUAUGUAAUUCUCAGCCAAUAUAAGAAAUUACCCUUAAUAAUAUCAAGCUAUAAAGGAAGGGGCAAUGUUACAUCCUAAAAUGCUAGAAAUCCUUUCUAGUUAUAUAUAGGGAGGGAAAGUAGCUUUUAACACUUCAGAGGAAUUGCUUCUUGAUUGAAACAGAAGAUUAAAAAAGAACAAAUUGGAAAAGAGAGAGAAGCUGAAGCCUUUUGAAGUUGUCAAGUCUUCCAGAUCACUGAAACUUCUCUUGGUGUUCUCUUUUAUCAGCUCUGAACUAAAAAAGUUCUGCAAAGUACCUCAGUAGAUACAUGGUCAUUUCUCUUGAACUUCUGAAAUGGAUGCUGAUUUAAACUUCAAAAAGGGUCUUUAUUUGUACAUAGAGAAAAUGAUGGAUAAAUUUGAACAUAAAAAUGUUUAUGAAACUGGAAAAAGGUAAGGAGAAAGCAAAGAGUAGCUAGGGCUAUUUAAGCCUUUAGACUCCAAAGAAUUCUAUUCUUCCCACUGUGACUCUUUCCUCCACCUCUAUCCUAUCACCCUAUUCAUUUUCAAAAAGAAAUUGUCUGUCUUUUUGUCUUUUUAAAAGUUUUUUUUUUAAAGAUUGCAAACCUGAGCGUCAAUGCCACUUGACUGUUCCACAUUUUGAAGAUCCGGAGGAGGGGAGUGGAAAUUAAAUGUCUUGUUGAUACUUUUUGUCUUUAUUUCACAGUUCUGCCUUCAAAUUGAACUUACCCUUUGUAACAAAUAAAAAAUACUCAAACAAAAAAAAA
Messenger RNA from Antechinus flavipes (yellow-footed antechinus), 8147 nucleotides. RefSeq names its product POU class 6 homeobox 1 (gene POU6F1). The transcript is spliced from 12 exons. Gene Ontology annotation, biological process: regulation of transcription by RNA polymerase II. Lineage: Eukaryota; Metazoa; Chordata; Mammalia; Dasyuromorphia; Dasyuridae. The record is from RefSeq and is a predicted model, not a curated record. Gene Ontology annotation, molecular function: DNA-binding transcription factor activity, RNA polymerase II-specific; RNA polymerase II cis-regulatory region sequence-specific DNA binding. Bases 928 to 2751 code for a protein of 607 amino acids.